Dendrobium catenatum is the source of this 1252-nucleotide messenger RNA. RefSeq lists its product as uncharacterized. The coding region runs from base 423 to 1025 and encodes 200 amino acids. The transcript is spliced from 2 exons. The record is from RefSeq and is a predicted model, not a curated record. Lineage: Eukaryota; Viridiplantae; Streptophyta; Magnoliopsida; Asparagales; Orchidaceae.
UGUAAUUCAUUAACAAUACUGUCUAUAAAUAAUAACUUUAGCGAUGAUUAUGAUUAUCCACGCCGCAAAACCGCCCUGAGAAUCUGCCCUCCAUUCCCCGCCGCUCAGACUUCCACCUCAUCGACUGUUAUUUGCAGUGAUCGCCACCGCUAAUCCACAUCGAGAGAUAGAGAGAGGCGGCGAUCGGCCGUUAGAGAGGGAGAGCAAACUUCCACCACCACCCAACUAUAACUAAUCGUCCGGUGGCCUUCUCCUCCCGCUGUUCUAUUAUUAAACAAUGGCAGCGUCAUCUCUCCCAUCUGCAACCAUCAAGUCCCGUCCUUUAUAUAUUCUCCUAAGAACUCUCCAGCUUUUCUCAUCGAUCACCCUCUUUCCUUUCCUCGAUAACGAGUAGCAGAGCGACGAAGAAGCAGGGAUUCUCAAUGCUCGAAUCGUCUUCAGAGAAUGAGGAGGAGGAGGGAAUUGUUCCGAAGCAGCCGCAGCCGGAGCUGAAUUGGGGCGGCGUUGGGGGGGAGAAGAAGGUUUUGAGGAAGCAGAUUUCGAUGAGGGAUACGAUGAGGGAAUUGAAAUGGGAGAAGAAGAAGAAGCUGAUGCAUUUGCGGAGUCUCGGAGGGAAAAUCGAUGGGGUGAGGAGUUUGACGGAUGAGGACUUGGAUGAACUGAAGGGAUCAUUAGAGCUGGGUUUCGGCUUCAAUGAGGAGAACGGCGGGCGUGAACUAUGCAGGACUUUACCGGCGCUGGAACUGUAUUUUGCGGUUAAUCGUCAGUUUUCUGACCCGAACAUGCAGAUGUCGACGCCGAGCCCGGCGUCGACGCCGACGGCGACGGCGACUUCAUCGGCCACCUCGUCGGCGUCGACGCUAUACGGUACGCCGAGCCCUAGAAGUCCGUAUGGGCAACCGAAGCAGGAGCCGGGGGCCGAUGGUUGGAAGCUCAUUAACCCCGGGGAUAGCCCUGAAGACGUGAAGACAAAGCUCAGGCAUUGGGCUAAGGCGGUUGCUUGCUCGGUGAGAUACCGCUGCUAAUAGAGAACAAAAAAAAAGCACAAAAAUAAAAAUAAAAAUUGCAAGGCUCUAUUGAAAUCGUUACGAGAGAUCAGCAAAGAAUGAUGUGAGCUCUUCUUCUUUCGCUCCUUUAACGUAUUGUAAACUCAUAUGAAAAUUCUGCGAUUAUUUUGUAAUUUUUCAGCUUUUGUUGCCUUUACAUAAACAAUUUCAGUUUUCAUGGAUUGAAAGGUUCAGGUUCUACUAAA